Messenger RNA from Misgurnus anguillicaudatus (oriental weatherfish), 885 nucleotides. RefSeq names its product mitochondrial assembly of ribosomal large subunit 1 (gene malsu1). Gene Ontology annotation, cellular component: mitochondrion. Gene Ontology annotation, molecular function: ribosomal large subunit binding. The record is from RefSeq and is a predicted model, not a curated record. Gene Ontology annotation, biological process: negative regulation of ribosome biogenesis; negative regulation of translation. NCBI's taxonomy places the organism in Eukaryota, Metazoa, Chordata, Actinopteri, Cypriniformes, Cobitidae.
CAGACCAACAGGGGGCGCGCGUGGACGGCGCUAAACACUGACGCGCGUCAAACCGCUUUGGCAGAGUGAAACACACGUUCAUCCAGAAUGCUGAAGGAGAUAAUAGUGUGUGAAUGAUUGUAUAUUAUCUUAUAUUGUUCACAUAUUAGUACUCGAUCACACAGAAUGAUCGCGGCGCGCUGCCUCGCGUCUAACGCGCGUCAGAGGAUGAUGUUCAAAGCGGCGCGUCUGAGUUGCUGUCAGAAGGUCAGUGUUAUAAAUGACGUCAGGAAAGCACGAACACCCAGAGUAACAGCACUAAACUACACAACCACAAUACAAAACUGCACAACUACAAAAAUCGCGACAGUUCGACACGAAUCCGCAGAAGAUCCUGAAACCCGCGACAGACGCAGGUCUGUGGAGAAGUUUGACAUCAGUCUGGUGGUGUCUGUUUUGAGACAGGAGAACGCAACAGACAUCUGUGUGAUCAAAGUCCCACAAGAGCUCAAAUACACAGAUUACAUCAUCACAGUCACUGGAGCAUCACCACGACAUCUCACUGCAAUGGCUGAGUUUCUACUUAAAGUGUUUAAGUUUCUGCGGCGGGAUUGCGAUGCUCACGUCAGACUGGAGGGAAGAGAUUGUGAUGACUGGAAAUGCAUUGACUUUGGAUCACUGGUGAUUCAUCUCAUGCUUCAGGAGACCAGAGAAACGUAUGAGCUGGAGAAACUCUGGACACUGCGCUCGUAUGAUGAGCAACUGAUGAGAAUCCCACCAGAGAAACUCCCUACAGACUUCAUAUAUGAAGAUACAAACCAGACAAGUGUGUAAAUAUUAAUAACAGUAAUUGUAGUUUUCAACUCGUCUAUUUCUAAAAAAAAAAAAUAAAAGCUUUGUGAGAAA